GCCUACUUUCGUAUUAGAAACGUGAAGUACAUGUGGGUUUUAACACGGGUUUCACUAGCUACCAAGGGACGAAAUGAAGAGAAAGGGUGACAUACUUCUGCAAUCAGAACCGUUUGUAUAUGUUUUAUCACAUAAGGAGAGAGGCAGGAGAUGUGAUUCGUGUUUCGAAAGUGGUGAGGAUCUCAAGAGGUGUACAGUGUGUAAGGUAGUGCGGUAUUGUAAUUCAGCAUGCCAGAAAGCAGACUGGACAUCACACAGAGGGGAAUGCCCUUGUCUGAAGAGAGUUUUCCCUGAUGUUCCCCUGGACAGUGUGCGUCUAAUGUUGAAACUCAUUCUCAAACAAAAGGCAGGUGACAAUGGAGAAUCUGUAAAAAAAGAUAUUGGCUGGAGAAAAUUUUCUGAUUUCUUAUCACACUCCAGUAAGAUCAAGUCUGAUCAGCAGAGAGUGGAACAACUAUCUAGGAUUGUUUUUACCUUGGGGAAACUACUCGGAGACUCCAACCUUCCUCCUGCGAACGAGUUAUUGGAAAUAUUUGGAAAGAUGGUGAUCAACAGCUUCACCGUAUGUGAUGGAGAAAUGCAGUCCAUUGGUGUUGCCAUCUACCUUAGUCCAUCUUUGUUGGAUCACAGUUGUGAGCCUAAUGCUGUUGUCACAUUCCAAGGCACCAGACUGACAGUGAGGGCCACUAAAGACAUACAGGAGCCAUCCCCAGCCAAUAUUUCUAUAAGCUAUUUGGACCAGCUGGCAACAAUAGCAGAGAGGCAGAAACAGCUGCAGGAGCAGUAUUACUUUAGCUGUCAGUGUAACAGAUGUCAGGACAAUGGUCUGGAUGGUGAGAUGUUAAGCGUGAGAUGUCAAAGUGGGUGUUGUCGGGGAUACCACCAAAGACAGGAAGAUGACAGUUUUGGAAAUUGUAAUGAUUGCAGUUACCAAGGCAACAAAAUCAGGAAAGAAGAAGUAGACAGAUUUUGUGUGGCAUGCCAAGAAAGUUUGAGGAAAAUUAAGGAAGACAGUAAAAAUGAUCCCUUGAAGGUAUUACAGUUAUGUAAGCAAUGUGAAGAAGAACAGAAACAGUUUUUCACUGACCAUAAUGUCCACUGUGUCCAUCUGCUGGUGAAGGCUUUUGAUGCAGGAAUAGAAAGUGGACAGUGGGAGACUGCACUUAAGUAUGGCACACGUGUUCAGGAAUCUUACAGAAAGUUUUACCCUCCCAACAGUCCCCAUGUUGGAAUAGAGCUAAUGAAGGUUGGGAAGAUUCAGUUAUACUUGGAGCAAUGUCAGCAAGCUUUGAUUACCCUACAACAGGCAGAGACAAUCUUAUCCAUUACCCAUGGCAGAUCUCAGCCUCUCUAUGAAGACUUGAGUGACCUCAUACACCGAUGUACUGAGGAAAUGAGGGUCAAGAUGCAGUUUUCUAUACAAGAUUAGAACUUAUGACUAUAGAAUUGUUGUAUGUGGGAAUAUUGUUCAAAAUUUUCGGACAAUUUCAUCAAAAUAACACUUGCAUGUUCACAACAAGCUUGAAAACACAAAAGCAAUUAUACUUAAUGAAGAAAACAAAACUUUACCUGCAUUUUUGUUAUGGUUUUUUUCAAAUA
Messenger RNA from Mizuhopecten yessoensis (Yesso scallop), 1599 nucleotides. Its product is annotated as histone-lysine N-methyltransferase SMYD3-like. Lineage: Eukaryota; Metazoa; Mollusca; Bivalvia; Pectinida; Pectinidae. Gene Ontology annotation, cellular component: nucleus. The transcript is spliced from 13 exons. The record is from RefSeq and is a predicted model, not a curated record. Gene Ontology annotation, molecular function: protein binding. Bases 74 to 1429 code for a protein of 451 amino acids.